This is a messenger RNA of Elgaria multicarinata webbii, 1092 nucleotides long. It is a transcript of the gene RILPL2, whose product is annotated as Rab interacting lysosomal protein like 2. Gene Ontology annotation, molecular function: protein dimerization activity. The record is from RefSeq and is a predicted model, not a curated record. Bases 159 to 794 code for a protein of 211 amino acids. The transcript is spliced from 4 exons. Lineage: Eukaryota; Metazoa; Chordata; Lepidosauria; Squamata; Anguidae.
AGGGAGGGAAGGAGGCACCCAGGCAGGCCGUUGGCGCGCGCCUCCUGGUCAGGCUGGCCGCGCUUCGCCCGGGCUCCGGAGGCGCCCUGCUUCCAGCGCCCGGGCUGCUUCCUCCUCUUGCGGCCGGGCCCCCGGGACGCCCCGCUUGCCUCGGCAGGAUGCAAGGGGACGAAGGCGGCGGCGGCGGCGGCGCGGGCCCCGGGAGCGCUUUGGGCAAGAGCGCGUUCCAGCUGAGCGCCGAGGACGUGUACGACAUCGCCUACACGCUGGGCCGGGAGCUGCACGGCCUCCUCAGCAGCAGCAGCAGCAGCAGCCCGCCCGGCGCGGAGCUGCCCGCCCGGGUGGCCCAGCUCCAGUUCCAGGUGGUGCGCGUGCUGGAGCUACUGGAAGCGCUGGUGAGCGAGAAGGACCUGGCGGCCGAGGCCCUGCGCAUGGAGCGCGACAGCCUGCGGCGGGAGGCGGAGGGGCUGCGGGCGCAGGCGGCCGCCGGGAGCCCGGACGAGGUCAACCUCGGCCCCAACAAGGUGGUCAUCGAUCUGACGGAUGUGAAUCGCCCCCGCUUCACGCUGCAGGAGUUGAAGGAGGUGCUCCAGGAACGCAACCGGCUGAAGGCCCAGCUGCUGGUGGCCCAGGAAGAGCUGCAGUGCUAUAAGAGUGGCCUGAUCUCGCAGAAGCAAGACUGGGUGGAGCCGACCCAGAAGGAAGCAGCCUCAGGCACUGCGGUCGCUUCCCGUACAGGAACAGAGGAGAAAGGCGCCAUCAGGCGACUGUUUGCCUUUAAAAGGCCACGGUGAGGAAGAUGUCUUGCUGCACUCCGAGGAUUCAGGCUGCGCAGGAAGCCAACAACAUAAACCCCCGAAUGCCGAGACCGGCAAUAUUUGAGGACUGUGCUGAUGGUUCUCUGAAGCCUGGGCCCGUCUCAGGGGUUGUGUUGCAAUGUGAAGUUAGCUUCCUCCCUUGUUUUGAUUUCCUUUUGCUGAGGUUCAAGAAUAAUACCUGUUUUGUUAGGAGCCUCAAACUUCUCCUGGAGAUGCUUAUAUGUGCUCUGCAGGGGGGGGGAGAGAAUAAAUGCACCCACCUUCUUUUCUAGAA